Molecule: messenger RNA, 342 nt
Organism: Rotaria socialis
Lineage: Eukaryota; Metazoa; Rotifera; Eurotatoria; Philodinida; Philodinidae
Source: the annotation of a GenBank genome assembly
AUGAGUAUUACCAGGAAAAACCCAUUACCAUCAUUAUCAAUUCAACCUUUAAGUGCCGAUCUUGAAAUCGCAACUUUUCUGAUUUUAUUUCGUGAUAACGAGUCAACAGAUUUUCAAACAUUUUGGAAAAAUCAUACUCGAGUUUUACCACGCCUCAGUCAAAUUGCACGUCAAUACAAUGCUAUUCCAGCAGCAUCUGUUUAUUUAGAACAAGUUUUUAGUGUGACUGGCGCAAUUAAAAAUAUACGACAGGCGUCUAUGUCUUCAGUAACAUUACGUAGUUUAAUGAUCUUAAGAAAGAAAAAGAACAUUGAGAAACUUCGCUCAUUUUCUCUUCCAUAA